Iphiclides podalirius (scarce swallowtail) is the source of this 396-nucleotide messenger RNA. Lineage: Eukaryota; Metazoa; Arthropoda; Insecta; Lepidoptera; Papilionidae. The record is from the annotation of a GenBank genome assembly.
AUGUUAAAGAUUCCCGACAAUCCGACGGGAGCACUGAAACAUAGUAAAACUCGUCCGCAUAUCGACGUAGGGGACGCUAGUGGGGAACGCGUCUUUGGGGCCGUCGACAACCAGAGGCAGCAAUCUGUCGCGCCUCUUUGUGGCGCAAAGCCUUUGCCGUGGCGGCGCCAAACGUCGGACGUCCGCGUGACAAAUAGGCCGGCUCGGCUGAGCCAUUGGGGACGUGCCGGCGAGCCCCUCACGCCGACGUGCGGAGCGACGCGACUGGCGAAUGACUCUCGUCAUGGAACAACGGGCCGACGGCACUCGGGGCCACUCGCGAUGGAGAUCAAAGAAGCCGAUCGGCUGAGCGCGGGGGCAACAAUGCACGGCUGCAUAUGCAUGGGCGCCGGCGCC